Molecule: messenger RNA, 1164 nt
Organism: Huiozyma naganishii CBS 8797
Lineage: Eukaryota; Fungi; Ascomycota; Saccharomycetes; Saccharomycetales; Saccharomycetaceae
Gene: YLF2
Product: Ylf2p
Exons: 1
Coding region: 1-1164 (387 amino acids)
Cellular component (GO): cytoplasm
Molecular function (GO): ATP hydrolysis activity; ATP binding; GTP binding
Source: RefSeq, a predicted model, not a curated record
AUGACCUCGGUUAUACUGGGGAGAUCGUCCAACAACUUGACGGCAGGGAUAGUAGGAUUAGCCAAUGUCGGCAAGUCGACCUUCUUCCAAAGUAUAACGAAUUCAAAGCUGGGCAAUCCAGCAAACUACCCGUUUGCCACGAUAGAACCCUCACAGGCGGUAACACAGCUUCCUAACGAGAAGCUGUUCCACUUACAAGAUAUUUACAAGGCUAAGAAGGUCGUACCGUCGACGCUGACAGUGAUAGACAUCGCAGGGUUGACUAAAGGUGCUUCAGAUGGGAAGGGGCUAGGGAACAAGUUUCUAAACGACAUCAAGAUGGUGGAUGGGAUAUUCCAUCUUGUGAGAGGGUUUUCCGGGGAGGAGGUGACGCAUUUGGAAGGCGGCGUCGACCCUGUGAGGGAUAUGUAUCUGGUGCAAGACGAAUUGAUUCUUAAGGAUUUGGAGUACUUGGAAAGGUCCAUAGAGCAGAAUUCUAAGAAGAGGAUCCCUCAUUCGAACGUAGAGUAUAAGAUCUUGCAAGGGGAGACGAAGUUGCUCGAACAGCUGCAAGAGUUCCUUUACAAUGGCCAAAAGAUCUCUAACUUUAAGACUGAGUGGGGGGAGGACGAGGCGAAAGUGCUCAAUAAGUACAAUUUCUUGACAAGCAAGCCAACGCUGAUCCUAUUUAAUGUUGAUCCGAUAGACUAUCUCACCGGAAAGCACAAAUCUCUCAAGGAUAUGAUAACGUGGAGGGAUCAGUAUGCCCCGAGGGACAAUAUUGUACUAUUUAGUGCGGAGAUAGAAACCAAGUACAACGAAAUGGUUGUUCAUAAGGGAGACCGAGAACAGUUCACAAACUAUUGUAAACAGCUGGCGCCAGGCAUCACGGAGGCGGACUCCGCUCUGUCCACCAUCAUCCAGGAGAUGAAAUGCAAACUGCAUUUACUCAAUUUCUACACUUGUGGGGACGUCGAGGUGAAACAGUGGAAUAUAAGAGAGGGGACUACCGCGAGGGAGGCAGCAGGUGUGAUCCACACAGAUUUGCAAAGGACAUUCAUCAACGCAGAAAUCACUCACUACGCUGAUGUCGAUGCGCACGUCGUGAAACGCGUUGGUAAGGACUACGUAAUGCAGGACGACGACAUUGCAUUCUUCAAGGCAGUCGGUGGUAAGACAAGGUGA